AAUUGAAUAUUCCUCUACAUUGACUAUGCAUCGUAUUCACAGCCAAAGAUUUUACCUGGUGAAAACCUAUGCAAAGUUGACCAAGUCAGUUUCCUUCAACUUUCCCAAUUCAUAUAUUCAUUUUGAAAGCAUAUGCCGAUUCUUAUCUACCAAACAACCAGAUCAUUCUCUUAUUUUCAAUUAACCAAUUUUCUCUUGCAGCCAAUUAACUUCCACGCCAAUAUCCAGCUAAGUAAGGUAUGGCAGAAGUAGUUCUAUUCAACCUUGCCAAAGAGAUCUUGUUGAAAUUGGGGUCAACUGCCCUCCAACAGGUUGGAUUAGCGUGGGGAGUAAAAAAGGAGCUGAGGAAGCUGGAGAACAAGAUCUCCACCAUCAGAAAUGUUCUUCUGAGUGCAGAAGAGGAGCAGAUGAGAAACCCAGCUGUAAAGGGCUGGCUACAAAGGCUUAAACUUGUAUUUUACGAUGCUGAUGACUUGUUGGAUGAAGUCGCAACCGAGACUUUGAGAAGGCAAAUGAAAACUCACAAGAGCAUGGUGAGAGAGGUAUGCUAUUUCUUCACAAGCUCAAAUACACUGGCAUUUCAUUAUGUUUUGGGUCGAAACAUUAAGGAUAUCGCCGAGAGGCUUGAUGAGAUUGUUGCGGAGAUGCGAGAUUUUAAGUUUGUUGUGAAAGUAGCAGAAAGGCCAAUUGAGAUCAAAAGAAGGGAUGAUACCUCCUCCCUUGUGCAUAUUCCGGAGGUUACCGGAAGAGAUACUGACAAAGAAGCUUUAAUAAAAUUGUUAUUGUCCUCUAGUGAUGAUAACAAUUUUCACAUCAUUCCCAUAGUGGGAAUGGGGGGUCUAGGAAAAACCACACUUGCACAACUGGUUUACAACGAUGAUAGGAUUCAAAACCAUUUUAGCACAAAAAUGUGGGUUUGUGUCUCUGAUGAUUUUGAUAUGAAAAGAAUCUUGAUUAAACUGUUGGAAGUGGUAGGGGACAAUGGCUGCAACAAUGAAGGAAUUGAGCAUUUACAAAUUCGUGUUCGGCGAGUGUUAAGUGACAACAAGUUUUUCCUCGUUCUGGAUGAUGUAUGGAAUGAGAACCGCGUACAAUGGAAAAAAUUGCAAGAUUUGUUUGCUGUGGGAGCGAGUGGGAGCAGAAUUCUGGUAACCACGCGGAGUAAAAUGGUUGCUUCAAUUGUCCGCACCAUGGAACCAUAUGAGCUGGAAGGUCUUUCAGAUGAAGAUUGUUUACGUAUAUUGGUGAAAUGGGCAUUUGAAGAAGGAGAAGAGAAUAAGCAUCAGAACCUAGUUAACAUUGGUAGAGAAAUAGUGAAGAAGUGUGGAGGUGUACCUCUUGCAGCAAGAACCUUAGGAGCGAUGUUGUUCAUGAAAACAAAUGAUCGUGAUUGGUUUUUUGUGAGGAACAAUGAGAUUUGGUCUCUUGUAAAAAAUGAGAAUGAUAUCCUACCGAUUCUCAGGUUGAGUUAUGACCAAAUGCCCUCGUACUUAAAACAAUGCUUUGCCUAUUGUUCGUUAUUUGUGAAAGAUCAGAUAAUUUUCAAACAAGAGUUAAUAUAUGGUUGGAUGGCCCAUGGAUUCAUACAGUCCUCAGACAAGGAUGAAGAAUUAGAAGAUAUAGGUGAAGAGUACAUAGAAGAGCUGGCAAGAAGGUCCUUUCUUCAACCUGACAGUGAUCUUGCUCACGAUCGCUAUAAAAUGCAUGAUCUUGUUCACGAUCUUGCACAAUAUGUGGCUGGUAAUGAACGAUUGACUGUGAAAGGGGAAAAUAUUGUGGUAAUUCCUGAGAGGGUUCGGCAUGUGUCAUUUGAUUCGAGUCUAUAUACCGAAUUCCCAAAACAUUUGAUCAAAGCAAAGAAGUUGCGGACCAUGUUUUUACCAAGUGAGACAGGGCCCAAUUUUGGAUCAUCUGUCGAAGAAGCAAUUCCAGGUUUUAGAUGCUUACGAGUGUUGAACUUCGGUCAUAGAGGUUUAAACUUCUACCCUAGAAAUAGGGAUAUACAUGUCUUGCCCAAGGAGAUAGGAAAUUUGGACCAUUUAAGGUACCUCACUUGUUCUGACGUUGAAAAACUCCCUAGAUCUCUUUGCAAGCUAUUAAACUUGCAGUAUUUGGAUCUCUACGGAUCAACACUUGAUCAACUGCCUGAAGAUUUUGGCAACCUAAUUAACCUUCGGUUCUUGUGCUUAUCAUCUAACUUGACAUGUUUACCAGAGAAAGGGAUUGGUGGAUUAACUUCUCUUCGGAUAUUUCUACUGCUUGUUAACGGUGAAUUGAGGUCUUUGGGUGAUGGUAUACAAAACCUCACUUGCCUCCGGGAAUUGGUCAUAUGGGGCUGUCCAAAACUGACUUCUUUGCUGUCUGGCGUUAAACACCUCACGUCUCUCAAGCAUUUAGAAAUUCGUUACUGUCAAAAUCUUGAACUCUCGGAAGAGUACGAUUUGAAAGGGCUGAAAAGCCUGAAGAAGUUAGUACUAAAUGGUCUCCCUAAGUUGGUGAGUUUGCCCAAGGGGCUUAAUGAUUCUGCUGAUACACUGAAUCACUUACAUCUCUCGUUUUGUAAGAAUUUGACAACCUUAUCAGAGUCCGUCCUCCCGAAUCUCGGAUCACUUCAAGUACUUGAAAUCCGCCAUUGUCAUAAUCGUAUGUCGCUACCACAAGGGAUGCAACGUCUUGCUGCACUACGGCGUUUGCGUAUUGUGGACUGCUUCCACUUGAGUAGAAGAUGUGAAGAAGGGAUAGGAGAGGAUUGGCCUAAGAUUGCGCAUGUCCCUGACAGUUGUAUCCAACAGAGUUAUCAUAUGAAGAGAUCAUUUUUUGACCAGGCUUUUAGAGACGAGAUUGAGCUCUCUGAGUUACCAUCAGUUUCCGAAUUUUCUGGAUUUCGCUUGCGUUUUCAGGGGUUAUUGCUUGGUUCGUCUUCGAAAGAUGAAAGACUUACGGUGGAUACCUAAGCACCUAAAGACGAUGAAGAAUGUGUUGGAGAUUUCAUCACGUGGAAAUUGAGUGUGGCUUAAUUCCAAAGAGAUGAAGCAAAGCUUCCAUACUGACUUUUGGAAAUCUUUUGUAAUUUUCCCUUCCGCUCUAUAAAUACCUCUGUAAAAUAAGCCAUUCUAAUAAGCAUUUGAGAGAGAAACUAAUUGAAGAGGGGUUUUGG
Rhododendron vialii is the source of this 3157-nucleotide messenger RNA. RefSeq names its product putative disease resistance protein RGA4. Lineage: Eukaryota; Viridiplantae; Streptophyta; Magnoliopsida; Ericales; Ericaceae. The coding region runs from base 240 to 2954 and encodes 904 amino acids. Gene Ontology annotation, molecular function: ADP binding. The transcript is spliced from 4 exons. The record is from RefSeq and is a predicted model, not a curated record. Gene Ontology annotation, biological process: defense response to other organism.